Molecule: messenger RNA, 858 nt
Organism: Candidula unifasciata
Lineage: Eukaryota; Metazoa; Mollusca; Gastropoda; Stylommatophora; Geomitridae
Source: the annotation of a GenBank genome assembly
AUGGUCAUGCUCACCUUUGACGACAGCAUCAACGGUCAAAACAUGCACUACUUCCGGGGAAUUUUUAACGGAACUAUAAAAAAUCCUAACGGCUGCCCCAUCAAAUCGACAUUCUUUGUGUCGGGAGACAGCAGUGACUACGACAUGGUCAAACAGAUCUACAAGCAAGGCCAUGAGAUCGCUUCCCACACAAUGAGCCACAGGGAGCCGACCACCUGGUGGGCCUACGCUGGCUACGAAAACUGGGAGCACGAGAUAGUUGGCAUGAGGAACCGACUGAACGAAAAAUCGGGCGUUCCGGUUAGGGAAAUCACCGGCAUGAGAGCCCCAUUUUUACAGGUUGGCGGAGAUGCACAAUACGCCAUGCUAAAGGAGAACAAAUUUCGAUACGACUCUUCCAUGGUCACUGGCAGUCUGUAUACUAAUAAGCAGAAGCCAGUUUGGCCAUUCACACUGGACACGCCCCCUGACAGCACCACAUGCAGCCUGACCCCUUGCCCCACCCGCUCCUAUCCAGGAUUGUGGGAGGUGCCACUCAUCAGGUGGUACGGAUCUAACAGAGUGGCCUGUGCUAUGCCAGAUGCAUGUACCAUUGGUUUAGGAACAGAGGGUACGCUGAAAUUUUUGCAGGACAACUUCGACAGGCACUACACUACAAACAGAGCUCCCCUUGGCGUCUUCAUUCAUGCUUCCUGGUUCGGAAGGAAAAACGGAAAUUUCGAAGGAAUGGUAGAGUUCUUAAGAUCAUUAGCGGACAAAGAGGAUGUAUGGGUCGUUACCGUGAAUCAGAUGCUUGACUGGGUUCAACACCCAGUUAGGUUAUCGGCCCUCAACACCAUACAAACUUGGGCUUGUUAA